AUUCUUUCAAUAGAAAACAAAAAUGAAAGUGUUUGUCAUCUUUGCACUGAUAAAUGUGAUAAAACUAGCUAAACCUGCAUUUAACAUGUUAUGAAUGUAUUUAUAGAUCUGCAUGCGUUUGUGCAAAUAACAAUUGGAGGCUUCUAAUAGAAUCGAAAUAAGAAUCUGGUAUAAAUACUGCAGUUUUAGCAUUAUCACAACUAUAGAUUUUUUAACUUUGUACUGUUCUGAGUCUUUUAAUCAGAACUAUCGAAACAAUGAAACUUUUCCUUAUUACCGUCACCCUAUUGGCCAGCACCUGGGCCCAAUCACUUUCUAGUGAAUAUUUGCCUCCUGUGGAGGAAUACUCGGGUGCCUCUAGCAAUGCAGUGGAAACAAAUUUUUUGGAAAAUGAACCUGCUCAUUCGUUAGCUGAUGACGGCUAUCGUUACAAAACCGUCAAACGUUUCCGUUUGCGCCAUCGCCGUGAUGUAAGUGAAUUAUCUAACAGUUACUUGCCUCCUCAUGCCGCUUCUGCUCCAGCACCUGUUUAUUCUGCUGCUGCUGAAGCUGCCCCAGCUCCAGUCUACUCUGCCCCAGCUGCCACUGAAUCCUACGAAGUUGAGGCUUCUGAACCCGCUCCUUCCCACUCUUUCGGUGAUGAUGGUUACCGUUACAAAACUGUAAAACGUUAUCGUCUCCGCCGUCGUCGUGAUGUUAACGAAUUGUCCAACAGUUACUUACCUCCCCAUGCUGCUUCUGCACCAGCUCCCGUAUUCUCAUCUGCUGUUGAAACCGCUCCUGCUCCCGUAUACUCCGCCCCAGCUGCCACUGAAUCCUAUGAAGUUGAGGCUUCAGAACCCUCUCCUGCUCACUCCUUCGGUGAUGAUGGUUACCGUUAUAAAACUGUAAAACGUUAUCGUCUCCGUCGUCGUCGUGAUGUUAGCGAAUUGUCCAACAGUUAUUUGCCUCCCCAUGCUGCCUCUGCUCCAGCUCCUGUAUACUCAGCUCCAGUUGAAACUGCUCCAGCACCUGUGUACUCAGCUCCAGCUGCCACUGAAUCAUAUGAAGUUGAGGCUUCUGAACCUGCUCCUGCUCACUCCUUCGGUGAUGAUGGUUACCGUUAUAAAACUGUAAAACGUUAUCGUCUCCGUCGUCGUCGUGAUGUUAGCGAAUUGUCCAACAGUUAUUUACCUCCCCAUGCUGCCUCUGCUCCAGCUCCUGUAUAUUCUGCUCCAGUUGAAACUUCUCCAGCACCUGUGUACUCAGCUCCAGCUGCCACUGAAUCAUACGAAGUUGAGGCUUCCGAACCCGCUCCUGCCCAUUCUUUUGGUGAUGAUGGUUACCGUUACAAAACUGUAAAACGUUAUCGUCUCCGCCGUCGUCGUGAUGUUAGCGAAUUAUCCAACAGUUAUUUGCCUCCCCAUGCUGCUUCUGCUCCAGCUCCUGUUUACUCAGCUCCAGUUGAAACUGCUCCAGCCCCAGUAUACUCAGCACCUGCUUCCACUGAAACAUAUGAAGUCCAAGCUUCAGAACCAGCUCAUUCAUUUGGUGAAGAUGGUUACCGCUACAAAACUGUAAAACGUUACCGCCUUCGUCGUCGCUACUAAACAGUACAAAUCUCUUUAUCAUUAAUGACUAUAUGAUCUAUUAUAAUGUUUAUAAUAAAUGAUUCGAUUUCAAUUUAUAUACAUAUAU
This is a messenger RNA of Lucilia sericata (common green bottle fly), 1677 nucleotides long. Its product is annotated as extensin-like. NCBI's taxonomy places the organism in Eukaryota, Metazoa, Arthropoda, Insecta, Diptera, Calliphoridae. The record is from RefSeq and is a predicted model, not a curated record. The coding region runs from base 258 to 1589 and encodes 443 amino acids. The transcript has 2 exons.